This is a messenger RNA of Saprolegnia parasitica CBS 223.65, 2766 nucleotides long. RefSeq lists its product as hypothetical. Bases 12 to 2735 code for a protein of 907 amino acids. Gene Ontology annotation, molecular function: protein binding. The transcript has 9 exons. NCBI's taxonomy places the organism in Eukaryota, Oomycota, Saprolegniomycetes, Saprolegniales, Saprolegniaceae. The record is from RefSeq and is a predicted model, not a curated record.
GUUGUUGCUUGAUGCCAGUGACGCUGCCAGGACUCAGGUCGAAGCGGUCGACGAAGCGCCGGGACGACGCGCCGACGCAUGUCCUCAAGCGCGAGACAAUCAUGAGCAUGCUCCACGACCUCCAGGAGCGUGCCACGUCACGAGGGUACCAGUCGUUUGGCAACCUCCAGCACCUCGAAGAGCAGGCCAAGGCGCAGACGAUCUCCAACUUUCUCUCGGUGCGGUACCACGAGAUCUACGGCGUCCGAGGGGACACCGCGCCCGAAGUCGACCACGACGCGAAGCUGCAGAGCUUGGAGACAAAGCCGCCCCUCCGCCGGUCGCAGUCGACGCUCGACGUGGUGCCUGCAAGGUUAACGCGCCGGCCGUCGCUCGCGGGUCGGCUGCCCGAGGUAGCCAAGCCGGUCGAGCCGGUCGCGCGUAUCGAGGUGCCAAAAGAGGCACCACCCGCGGCCAUCGACCGCCAACUUCCACCGCUCUACUACAAGAUGAAGGCGAUUUGGACGACGCCGCUGACGAGCAAACCGUCCGAGGAGGAGUGGGUUGGCCUCCCUGUGGCCGCGCACACGGUGCGCAGUGUCUUUGGCCUCGACGUCUACGAAGCCCGUGGCAUUGCCAAGACCUUUCUCGUCGAGACGGUCGAGUCGCUGUACCAGCUCUACACCAAAGAGCGAAUCCACGGGCGCGAAGGCCACAUGCGCGAGCUCAUGCAGAAAGCCGUCUUCUCGUCGACGACAAGCAACCGCGUCAUGGCGCUCCUCAAGCAAAUCGACAGCUUUAGCAUCUUCCUCACCAACGAGGACCGCGAGUUGGCGACGACGACCAUGGACAGGACCACGACGCCCGUCACCCCCAGUACCGCAGCCUCGCCCAAACUGCAAAAGAAGACGACAGCCAUCCACGCGGCGCCGAUCCCAGAGCACACAGCGGCCGCCGAGGCAGCGUCGCGCAACCCUAGUAGCCCGACCAAGCGCCAAACGAGCCUCGCAACUUCCGCCCUUUUGCUUCGCCCGGAAAUGACGCCGUCGGCGCAGAACCGCAGCGACAUGAUCGACGUCUACCUCCGCGAGUGCGCGCAUCUGCACGUGUUCCCGUCCAAGAAGGUGCUCGCGCUUGUCGACACGCCGGUCGUCGACUUGAGCAAGUUUCACAUCGGCAAGCUCGGUGCGAUCGCGCUCCUUUCGGCGCUGCAUUUGAACGCAGGGUUGCAAGUGCUCGACGUCUCGUACAACUUUGUCUUGGCCGCUGGCGGCAACCACGUGUGCGCCCUCCUCGAGCUUCGCAGCUGCCCGCGCCUCUCGCGCCUCGCACUCGCCAAGAACCGAAUUGGAUCGCCCAUGGCCAGUCGCCUCCUCCACGCGCUGACAACGAGCCAAGUGCCGCUGACGGACCUCGACCUCAGCGGCAACGAAAUCCACGAUCGGCACAUUGACGAGCCGCUCGGCGUCUUCUUGUCCAUGACACCGACGCUCACGUCGCUCAACAUGAGCGAGAACCAGCUGCGCGAUCCGAGUGCCAAGGCCAUUGCGCGCGCGCUCGGCACCGACGGCAAGCUCAAGAUUCUCAACGUGGCGUGGAACGCCAUGACGCCCAAAGGCGCCGGUAGCCUCGUGCAGGCGCUGAGCGGCAACCGGUGCCUCGAGACAAUCAACUUGAGCUGGAACCGACUCGGGCACAGCACGGGCUGCAUCAUGGCCACCAUUCUCUUGAGCAACCAGACGCUUCAGGUCGUCGACCUUGCGAGCGGCCAGCUCUCGGCCGUGUCCAUCUACCUCAUGGCCGAUGCGCUUCAGUACAACCGCGGGCUCGCGCACUUGACGCUCGACCAGAACGCGAUUGAUGAUGACGGCAUGCGCGUGCUCCUCCGCACGACGCGACACCGCGCUAAGCCCCACCCGCUCACACUGCGUCUCAACAACAUGGUCUUUGAAGCCACCAACGGGCCGCCCAUUUUCAACGUCGUCAACCCCGCAGGGUGCUACCACUUGAAUCUCCCAGCGCCCGCGGACCGCGCCGUUUUCGAGCUCUUGCGCGUGCGUGCGGCGAACGGCGUUGGCAGCUUUCACAACAUGUCGAUCAACGGCGCGCCGACGGAGAACCUUCGGCGCCUCGAGCGCAUCGCCGCGACGACGACGACGACGGCGGUCGCCUUCCAACUGGACUUUGUCCUCAACCCCGAGCCGCCUCGGUCCGAGACGGUGCAUUUCCGCCUCGACCUUGCGUCGCCGCACGACCGGGCCAUGGUGCUCAUCCUCAUGCAGCGCGCGAACGCCGAGCGAGGGGAGAACUGGCGCAACGAGACGCUCGAUGGCGUCCCGUUCGAGUUUCAAGAAGACACGAUGGGGCCGCCAUGGCUCGAGGCGCACGAGAAAGGCAUCCUCGAGCUCGACUAUGUGAGCACGCGGCUCUUUUGCGAAAAGCACUAUGCCCUCGACUUGGGCAAGCCCACAGACCGCGCCAUCGCGUGGAAGCUGCUCGAGCGCGUCGAGCGCAGCCACCAAGUGCUGCCGGACCGCAGCGACGCGUGGCACAACAUGACGCUGGACGGCGAGCCGAUCGCGCUGCGGGAGUGGGAGAAGCCGUCGUUUGCCCUCCGAGGCAAGUGGAAAUGGCGCGUUCCGACCAUGGGGCUGCUCGAAUUUGACUUUUACACGCCCGAGCCGCACCAAGUGCACGCCAAGCACUACCAUCUCGACCUCGCGAACGCCCACGACCGGCACAUUGUACCGCCUUGACUUGUGUGCGACGUCCACAACGCUGUGUAGG